CUUGAAACUGACAAUAUGAAGAACCUGGUUCUCAAGCUGCGAGCAUCAUCCAACAAUCUGCAAAAUUACAUCAGCAGCCGUAGGAAAAGUUCAAAUUAUGAUGGAAAUACCUCUCACAAGCCCCCGAAUGAAUUCCUUACUUCUGUGGUAGAGCUUAUUGGUGCUGCUAAAGCCCUCCUUGCAUGGUUGGACAGGGCUCCAUUUACAGGUAUUGCUGACUUUUCUUCAAUGAAGAACAGAAUCAUUCAGCUCUGCUUGGAUCUCACUACUACUGUUCAGAAGGACUGCACUGUAGCUGACAUGGAAGAUAAAGUUCAGACUGUAGCCAAGACUUUAAACGGUAUUUGUGAUAAAGCCAUCCGAUCAACUACAGAUCCAUUGAUGAGCCAGUGUGCAUGUCUGGAGGAGGUUCAUUUAACCAACAUUAAACCUGGGGAAGGCCUGGGAAUGUACAUCAAAUCAACUUAUGAUGGAUUACAUGUAAUCACUGGAACUACAGAAAAUUCCCCUGCGGAUCGAUCUCAGAAGAUUCAUGCUGGUGAUGAAGUGAUCCAGGUUAAUCGGCAAACCGUGGUGGGAUGGCAACUGAAAAACCUGGUGGCAAAGUUGCGAGAGAAUCCUGCUGGAGUUAGGCUGCUGCUGAAGAAACGUCCUACUGGCUCUUUCCAUUUCACUCCUGCUCCACUGAAGAACCUGCGCUGGAAACCACCCUUGGUGCAGACCAAUCCUCUGCCAAGUUCAGCCCAGUUACCAGAGAGCACCAUGGACACCUCACUGAAAAAAGAGAAGCCAGCCAUUCUGGAUCUGUACAUACCACCUCCACCAGCUGUUCCGUAUUCUCCUCGAGACGAAAAAGGGAGUUUUGUGUAUGGAGGAGGCAAACCGAGCCAGCUACUGCCUGGGUCCAAGGGUGCCGAGUCUCCCAAUUCUUUUCUGGAUCAGGAGAGUCGGAGGCGAAGGUUCACCAUUGCUGAUUCGGAUCAGUUACCUGGGUAUCCCAUAGAAGCAAAUAUCCUACCAGCCAGGAUGAGGGAAAAAACACAGUCUUACGGAAAACCUCGUCCUUUGUCAAUGCCUGCUGAUGGGAGCUGGAUUGGAGUUGCAGAACCUUUCUCUAGGCCACGAGCAUCAGGGAGAAAAGGCAAGAUUUUAGGUGAUGAUGUCCUCUGCAGGUACUUCAGUAAUGAAAGGAUACCACCAAUCAUUGAAGAAAGUCCCUCCACAAAGCACCCUUUGUCCAGGCCAGUGUCUGACAAGCAGUUAGUGAGAGGAACGGAUUAUGUUCGAGGCAGCAGGUGUUUUAUGAAUACAGACAUUCACAACAGUGCAACAAUUCCUUUUCAAGAGGAAGGUGCUAAAAAAUCCUCUGUUACGUCGUCCACAAAAUCUUCCUCCACAGAGCCCUCGCUGUUGGUCAGCUGGAUCACAAGACUGAAAUUGUUGACUCAUUGA
Messenger RNA from Indicator indicator, 1452 nucleotides. It is a transcript of the gene CNKSR3, whose product is annotated as CNKSR family member 3. Lineage: Eukaryota; Metazoa; Chordata; Aves; Piciformes; Indicatoridae. Gene Ontology annotation, biological process: regulation of signal transduction. Gene Ontology annotation, molecular function: protein binding. The record is from RefSeq and is a predicted model, not a curated record. The transcript is spliced from 12 exons. Gene Ontology annotation, cellular component: cytoplasm; membrane. Bases 16 to 1452 code for a protein of 478 amino acids.